AUGCCCACAAGCCCAAGCGUGCCAUCGGCGCCGGUGCCGAUGACGACACGCCGAAGCGCUGCGCCCGAGAGCAACAAGGAGGCGCAUAUCGCGUCGCUAAGCCCUCUCGACACUGCGGGUGCCAACGACGAUGUCCCGACGGCCGAGGUUCCGCUGCCAACGGCCGAGGCCGCGCCGCGCGUGUCGCCGACGCACCCGCUUCUGCGCAAGUCGUCGUCCAACUUUGGCCGCGAGAAGAUCCUCGGGCGGUACACGGUCACGGACGCCAACCUCAUGUGCAGUGAGAUCCUCGACCAAAUGAAUGCCAAGCUGAGCGGCAGCAUGGCCGACGCCAAGCCGCCAGUUGCCAUCAACUGGGACGAUGUCGCGGCCAAGAUGGCGUCCAAGCACAAGUUGCAGUGGCGGCCUCGCGCUUGCCAAGAGCUCUGGAAGUUUCUUGCGUACGAAGACGCGCCGGCGCAUGGAAUGGACCUCUCCGGCGCCGCAUCUGACAGCGACGACGAUGCGCUCGCGCCCGACUCGGACGUCGAGGACCUCGGCGCAACGGCCGAGAUCUUGGAGAACAAGCGCGCAGCUUUCAAGCUCAACGACAAGACCGAGAAGAUCCAGCCGACGAUGCAAACCAAGGGCCUCUUCGAGACCGUGGGCGCCAAGCCCCGUGUGACGCCGUCGCCCAAGCCCGCCAAACCGACGCCGGACGCCGAGCCGCUGCGCUUGUACCCGACGUACCACCCCAACGGGUACGAGAAGCGACCCCGGGCUGAGACAGAGGAGGCCAAGGGCAGCUAUGGGCCCCUGCAUGUGGUCGCAGAGCAGUUCCUCAAGCGUCGCAAGCUCGAGACAUUUGCCGCGCAGAAGAGCACGAUGCCUGUGAAGCAGCUGUUGUCGCUGCCGCCUCAGGUGCCGCCGCGGCCCGUGCCUGCGUCCGGCGCGUUUGACUAUUUCAAGGACCUCUACGUCGAGCGCACAGUGACCGAUAUCCACGUUCUGCAGCAGCUCUUCCAGGGUGCAUCGCCCGCCGUUUUGGCCAAGUGCCAGCAACUUGCUAUGCAGGACCUCGAGCGCUUCCAGCGCGAGUGCCUACGCUAUCGCUUGUAUGAGAAAGCGCGGCUCACGACGGGGUCGCCGCAGAACCUCCAACACCAAGAACAAGAACAGCGCCAACAGCAACAACAGCUGCACAAACAGCAGCAGCAACAGCAGCAGCAACAGCAACAACACCAUUCGCUCCAACAACAACAGUACCAUCAGCAGCAUCCGAAUCAGCAGCAAGCUUUGCAAAAGCCGGCCCCGUCAAAGCACCCAGCGCACAAGCAGCCGGCAUCGAGAAAACAAUCUCCAAAGCACCCAGCGCCCAAGCAAGGCCCACCGCAGCACCAGUACGCACAGCAUGCUCCGUACCCCCAGCAACAACUGCAGCAGCGCCAGGCGCAGUACGCGCAGCACCAGCGCGGACACCAUCCGCACUCGCAGCCAGUAUCUCAACCUGGUCAGCACCAAACAGCACUCCACUACCAACACCAACUGCUUCAGCAACAGCAGCAACAACAGCCGCAACAACCGCAGCAGCAACAACCGCAGCAGCAACAACCACAACGAUUCGGCAACCCUGGUGCUUGA
Messenger RNA from Saprolegnia diclina VS20, 1620 nucleotides. RefSeq lists its product as hypothetical. The record is from RefSeq and is a predicted model, not a curated record. The coding region runs from base 1 to 1620 and encodes 539 amino acids. NCBI's taxonomy places the organism in Eukaryota, Oomycota, Saprolegniomycetes, Saprolegniales, Saprolegniaceae. The transcript is spliced from 5 exons.